Messenger RNA from Mya arenaria, 1778 nucleotides. RefSeq names its product transmembrane protein 222-like. The transcript is spliced from 6 exons. Bases 122 to 697 code for a protein of 191 amino acids. The record is from RefSeq and is a predicted model, not a curated record. Lineage: Eukaryota; Metazoa; Mollusca; Bivalvia; Myida; Myidae.
CAUUAAUGCUAAAAAUAUUUCAAGAAAUAAAUAUAUUCAUAUGCAAUGAUAACUUUAGCAAUACUUACAUGAUAAUAUCAAUGUCCUGAUUAUUUUAUUACUGCUCCCUUUGUUUACGGAUAUGGAAACUUCUCCAGAUUUCAGAGAGGAAAAAUCGCCAAUUAAAAUGCCAUUACCGCUAAAUAGCGGCCAUAGGAUCGAUCAUGACAAACAGAGAUAUCCAAACUGUAUUGUCUGGACACCCAUUCCUUGCAUUACAUGGCUGAUUCCAAUUAUUGGUCACAUGGGCAUUGGCACCAGUACAGGAGUAAUAAGAGAUUUUGCAGGACCAUACUUUGUGUCUGAAGAUGACAUGGCUUUUGGGAGACCAACAAAGUACUGGCAAAUGGACCCAAACAAAGUGCGCACAAGGAAAUCCCAGCAUCCCCGGGAGACCUGGGAUACAUGUGUGUAUGAGGCUUCGGAGGAGUACAAGGGCAGAAUGCAUAACCUAUGUUGUGACAACUGUCAUAGCCACUGUGCCAUGGCCCUAGAUCUGAUGGAAUAUGACGGCAGUAGGAACUGGAACAUGGUCAAGCUUUGCUUUCUUAUGCUCAUCUACGGGAAAUAUGUCAGUGUUUGUGGUUUUCUGAAGACCUGGCUGCCAUUUCUGAUACUGACUGGAAUCAUUAUAGUGUUAGCUGCCGUACUUACAUGAUCGUACAGGCUGGACAGGGAUAUUGGACACAUUGUGGAUAUGUUGUUAAACAGGGAAUAAAUUAUAUUUGUAAACUGUAUUACAUGUAUAUGGGGUUUACUGUGAGGUUAAAUUUUGAUUAUGCAAAUCAUGGUUUUGUGAAGUAAUAUGAGAUCUUAUGUCCGAUUUAGCACUUUCAGGUAUAAUUUCUUGAAACAUAAUUAUCAUUUUUUUUAAAUAGUAUAAAUAAUGAUCUUUUAUUUUGUUUAGAUAACUAGGAAAUCUCUUUCAUUGAAUUGAAAGGAAUUGUCACUUUAUUUUGCAAAGGAUUUAUUUAUUAAUUAAAGAGUUGUUUUAUAUAUUAUAAGUGUUGUAUAUAUGUGUGCUGUAAACCAGUUUAACAUACUUGAACUUCACCAGAAUGUUAAUUGAAAUCCAAAAAUCUUACAAGCAAAUUGUGAUGUUGGAUUUUAAUAAUACUGUGUGUAAUGAGUGGUAAAAUGGUCAUCCUAUAUUUCAGAAUAUGAAACCUUUUCUUCAAAUUUUUACAAUUUUUAAUAAUAUGCUUAAAAUUAAAGAAAGGGAGUUUCAUUUACCAUUCAUCUAUCUCAUAUGUCUGCCAUUCUAAGCUAUUCUUAUCUAAUCUUACAUUGAUAAUAAUCAGGGAGGGAAUGACACGAUCCCCACCAAUUUUGUCAGUUUUAUAUAUUUUGGCUUUGUUGUAUUUGCAUUAUUACACAGCUAUUUUAUUCUAUGUCAUAGGUUUGUGUCAUGGUAUUUCUACUUUAUUCUAUGGAACUUUGCAGAAAGGAAACUAUUUUUCCUGCUCUUUGCAUGAUUAUAUGACUGUAAAAUAUGUUCGUAGAAAGUCUUUUUGAACAAAUUAAUAACUAGGGUAAUGCUCUACGUGCUCAUGCUGUUUUAGUUUGAUAUCUUGGAAUGAUCCCAAUUUUCUGUUAAUAUCUUUUCCUGUUAAGGAUUAAAAGAGUGUGUUUCAUUUAACUCAUGGUGUUUGUUGUAAUGGUUGUAUACAACUAUAUGUUUUGAAGAAUCAGAUAGAUGUUAUGAUUGUUUAACAAAAAAUAAAAAAAUAUAUUUCUAA